UUUUGAUAAAUUUUUUUGUUUAAAUUUUUAUUUUAGAUUAAUUAUCUUUAUAAAGAAUGGAUAAAGUCUACCAACCUGAGCAUCCCCUACCUGAUUCUAUUAAAAAUAUGUCACGGUGUGAAACAGUUUGUCAAUUUUGUGGUAUAAGCUAUUUGAUUCAUAGCGAAAUAAAAAUGUUGCAAUCUGAGUUAAAAGAACACAAGAGAGAGAUUGAAAGACUAAAAGAAUUUGAUGCAAGAGAGGUUUUAUUAAAAAAUGAUAUUAGCCGCUUAAAUUUGCAGUACCAAGAGCUAACUUUUGAAUAUGAGGCUACCAAGAAAAUAGAUCAUCAAAAAAGCUUGUUUAUAAUUGAAAAAGAAUCUGAAAUUUUGCUCUUUAAUGAAAAAUUACUGUCAUUUUCAACAACAAUAAAUGAAGCUAGUUUGAACUUAAGUAAUGUAAAACAUCAAGUUAUUUGUGACUUGCUCAUUCUACAGGAACUAUUAAAGAAAAUAAAAAAUGUUUUUUGUAUUAUUAUGGUGGAGUUUAAAAAUUUUCAGAAAGAAUUUUCAGAGUUGUUAGAAGAGUUUAAAUUAAAAGUAAUGAUAGAAUUGAGGAAGAACUUUGAUAUAAUAACAAAUUUAAAGAUAACAAUUGAGAAGGGUUUUAUCACAACCUUUUGGGACUAA
Molecule: messenger RNA, 668 nt
Organism: Hydra vulgaris (swiftwater hydra)
Lineage: Eukaryota; Metazoa; Cnidaria; Hydrozoa; Anthoathecata; Hydridae
Source: RefSeq, a predicted model, not a curated record